Molecule: messenger RNA, 5118 nt
Organism: Talpa occidentalis (Iberian mole)
Lineage: Eukaryota; Metazoa; Chordata; Mammalia; Eulipotyphla; Talpidae
Gene: CARS1
Product: cysteinyl-tRNA synthetase 1
Exons: 23
Coding region: 34-2526 (830 amino acids)
Biological process (GO): cysteinyl-tRNA aminoacylation
Cellular component (GO): cytoplasm
Molecular function (GO): cysteine-tRNA ligase activity; ATP binding
Source: RefSeq, a predicted model, not a curated record
CUCCGGGACGCCGGCCGGACGCGCGAGUCCGCGAUGGCUGGUUCCUCCGGGGAGCAGGCUCCCGGCUACAGGGCCAUCCUGGCCAUUAGUGACGAGGCCGCCAGGGUGCGGGCGCUGAACGAGCACCUCAGCACGCGUAGCUAUGUCCAGGGGUACUCGCUGUCCCAGGCGGACGUGGACGCCUUCAGGCAGCUCUCCGCCCCGCCCGCUGACGCACGGCUCUUCCACGUGGCAAGGUGGUUCAGGCACAUAGAGGCUGUCCUGGGCGCCCCCCGCGGCCAGCCCGCUGCGCCCCAAGCAACAGGUAAAGGCCGGCGCACGCAGCCGCCCUGGGCUCCUCCGGCUGGGUCCGAGCCGUGCAAGCUCCGCCUGUACAACAGCCUGACGCGGAACAAGGACGUGUUCACCCCUCAGAACGGGAGGAGGGUGACGUGGUACUGCUGCGGGCCGACCGUCUACGACGCGUCUCACAUGGGACACGCCAGGUCCUACAUCUCCUUCGACAUCCUCAGGCGCGUGCUGAGGGAUUACUUCAAGUUUGACGUCUUUUAUUGCAUGAACAUCACAGACAUUGACGACAAGAUCAUCAGAAGGGCCCGGCAGAACUACCUGUUUGAGCAGUACCGGGAGCAGCAGCCCCAGGCCGCCCGGCUCCUGGAGGAUGUCCACGCUGCCCUCAAGCCGUUUGCAGUGAAACUGAAGGAGACCACGGAUCCCGACAAGAAGCAGAUGCUGGAGCGGCUCCAACAGGCAGUGGAGCUCGCCGCCCGGCCCCUGGAGACGGCCCUGCAGGCCCGCCUCUCCGCAGAGGAAGUGCACAGCCGAGCCGAGGUGUUGCUGGAACAGGCAAAAGACCUGCUUUCCGACUGGCUGGACUCCACGCUUGGCAGUGAGACAAUGGACAAUUCCAUCUUCUCCGAGCUGCCCAGGUUCUGGGAAGGGGAGUUCCACAAGGACAUGGAAGCCCUGAAUGUCCUGCCCCCAGAUGUCUUAACCCGGGUCAGUGAGUACGUGCCGGAGAUCGUGAACUUCGUCCAGAAGAUUGUGGACAACGGUUACGGCUACGUGUCCAAUGGGUCUGUGUACUUUGACACCGCCAAGUUCGCCUCCAGCGAGAACCACUCCUACGGGAAGCUGGUGCCGGAGGCCGUGGGGGAUCAGAAGGCCCUGCAGGAAGGGGAAGGCGACCUGAGCAUCUCGGCCGAGCGCCUGAGUGAGAAGCGGUCCCCCAACGACUUCGCCCUGUGGAAAGCCUCCAAGCCAGGGGAGCCGUCCUGGCCCUGCCCGUGGGGGAAGGGCCGCCCCGGAUGGCACAUCGAGUGUUCCGCCAUGGCAGGCAGCCUCCUGGGAGCCUCAAUGGACAUCCACGGUGGGGGCUUCGACCUCCGCUUCCCCCACCACGACAACGAGCUGGCGCAGUCAGAGGCCUACUUUGAGAACGACUGCUGGGUCCGCUACUUCCUGCACACGGGCCACCUGACCAUCGCGGGCUGCAAGAUGUCCAAGUCGCUCAAGAACUUCAUCACCAUCAAGGACGCCCUGAAGCGGCACUCAGCACGGCAGCUGCGCCUGGCCUUCCUCAUGCACUCCUGGAAGGACACACUGGACUACUCCAGCAACACCAUGGAGUCUGCCCUGCAGUACGAGAAGUUCAUGAACGAGUUUUUCCUCAACGUGAAGGACGUCCUUCGCGCUCCCGUCGACAUAACCGGCCAGUUCGAAAAGUGGGAAGACGAGGAGGUGGAGCUGAACCAGAGCUUUUACGACAAGAAGACAGCGGUCCACGAAGCCCUCUGUGACAACGUGGACACUCGCACAGUCCUGGAGGAAAUGCGGGCCCUGGUCGGCCAGUGCAACCUCUACAUGGCGGCCCGCAAGGCGGCAAAGAGGCGGCCCAACCGAGCCCUGCUGGAGAGCGUGGCCCUGUACCUCACCCACAUGCUGAAGAUCUUUGGGGCCAUAGAAGAGGAGAGCCCCCUGGGGUUCCCUGUUGGCGUUGCCGGAACCCGCCUAAAUCUGGAGUCCACCGUCAUGCCCUACCUGCAGGUGCUGUCGGAGUUCAGAGAAGGGGUGCGGAGGAUCGCCCGGGAGAAGAAAGUGCCCGAGGUGCUGCAGCUCAGCGACACCCUGCGGGACGACAUCCUGCCUGAGCUCGGUGUGCGGCUGGAGGACCACGAAGGACUGCCGACCGUGGUCAAGCUGGUGGACAGAGACACCUUGCUGAAAGAGAGAGAAGAAAAGAAAAGGGUGGAAGAGGAGAAGAGCAGAAAGAAGGAGGAGGCCGCCAGGAGGAGGCAGGAGCAGGAAGCAGCCAAGCUGGCCAGGAUGAGGACCCCCCCCAGCGAGAUGUUCCUGGCGGAGACAGACAAGUACUCCAAGUUCGACGAGAACGGGAUGCCCACACACGACACGGAGGGGAAGGAGCUGAGCAAAGGACAAGCCAAGAAGCUCAAGAAGCUCUUCGAAGCCCAGGAGAAGCUCCACCGGGAGUACCUGCAGAUGGUCCAGAACGGGUGCUGCCAGUGACGGCGCGGUUCCGCAGGGUACCGAGGGCUGCCGCUGGCCUGGCCGUGACCGCGCCUGGGCUCUGGCACGCCGAUGCUGACCCUGGGGCCUCAGCUCGGAAUUGUGUUCACAGAGGCCUGUGCCCACUGGGUGCUGGCACUGCAAUAAAGCCUUCCAAAGCGUGAGGCCCACGCUCUCUGCCGUCCCCUGCGCCAUCAGCGCUUUGCAGGGGGUGCUGGCUCCGCAGGUCACCACCGAGGGCCAGCUGAGCGACUGCUGCUGGCCAGGAACUGUCCCCGUGCUGAUGGCUGGCGCCUAAUCCCUGGCAUGGGGGCGCAGGUGGAAAUGUGUGAGUAGGAGAAAGACAGGCUCAAGCCCGCAGAACCCGCUGACGCCUGGGCAAAGGCUGCUCAGUGGCUCUGAGCAGGGCCAUGGCAUUGCCCAACCAUGCCCUUUGACAGCAUGCAGCACCACUGCUGGCUCAGGAGGCCAGGCCUGGCCGCACCCCAGGGCCACACUCAGCAUAGCAAGUCCAGGAUCCACCCGGCUGCAGCGGAGGUAAGGGGCGUCCCCUGCAGCAGGCAGCCAUCCUCUCCGCCCCACUUGGGCUCAGAGCCUCCCCCGCGACUGGGUGGCGGAGCGUGGCCAGAACCCGCUCUGCCCACAGAGGCUGGGCACCCAUUCAGACCCCGCUGGACCAAGGACAAAGUCGGGCGCGGGCAGCUGGGGUGGGGCUGCUGUCCUGGGGUCUGUCCGUGAGGCAGCGCCUGGAGACACAGCCUGGGGUCUGCUUCUGUAGGUCGCUCUUUGUCCCCAAGGGCUCCCGCGGAGCGCGCUCACCCCCGUCCAGCACAGGCUGCAGCGCGCAUGCGCUGUAUCCAGAGCCGGCCUGCCUGGCCCCUGGGCCCCUGGAGCCCCCUAUGCUGCUGGGGCAUGGUGGCCGUGGACAGCGAGGGCUCCUCGCAUCGCCGUGCGCGCCCAAGCCUGUGUCUUCCGUUCCGAAAUAAAGCCAGCCAGCAGGGAAGGCCCAGAACAACGUACGCACAGUUCAUCCCGUUCCCUGAUACUCUGACGCGUCAGCCUGGAGCCUGGUGGCCCCUGGUGACAGUGGUCAUCUUGUUAGCCCUGCUGGAGGCCCCGCCAGGUAGUCCCAGGCCAGGGCUUGGAGCCCGCUGGGCGGCUGGCACCGUCAGCGUCGUGGGUCCUGAGCGAGAGAAGCUGUUACCCCUUGUGGGCUGAGGUCAGAAGCCACUUUAGCCGCCUCCACCCCCUCGAGUAGAGCUCCGGAAGCCACCCGCCCUCGGGGACACCGACGCCUCCCUGAUGGCAGCGGUGAGGGAGUAGAGGCGUCCUGCGCUGGGAGGGCACCCUCCGUCAUAACCUAGAGCAGGGCCGCCGGGAGAGGCCCCGGGCUCCCCCGCGGUGCCCUCUACCCUCGGGGCCUUCCGAGGCCCGAAGCAGCGCAGUGGCAGGCGGGAGCUCAGUGUCAGAGGUGACAUUUUUUAUUUUCAAUCGUGGGACAAAGCGCCUAUGUUGGUGUCAGCUGCAGCCACGGGACGAGUGUAAGCUCCCGUUGAGGAAGGCUGGCCGGGCAGAUGCCGCGGGAGUGUCAGUGGGCAGCAGGGGCUACCCUGGACCGGGGCUGAGAGGCCAGGUCGGCCAGCUCCCAGAGCUCAGAACGCCCCGCAUCUCCUGGGGGAGAAGUACCAGGAGUCCCCGGGCCAUCGGGGCCCAAAGGGAGGCUCUGAAGACUAUGGAGUCAGGGCAAGACCGGCCGCUGGGUGGGCCUCGGGGCAUUAGGCCCAGUGCAAGCGCAGCCGAGGCCACCUCGAGGUGCCCCAACCAGCUGAGAGAGACAGGCCGGUGGGGGCAGCUGCUCCACAGCCGGGGGCCCUGCCCAUCUCCACGUCCCUCAGCCAACUCGGCCUCAGCAUCACCUGCCUGCAGAAGGCCCUCUCCCUGGGACAAACAGGACCUGGAGGCCGUGCGUCCCCUGCGGUCUCCCGGGGUGCUGGGCCGCUGGUAGGGGCAGGGCUGUCCCCUCACUUCCUGUUACCAGGAGCACAGGAGCCCAGGAACAGGUGGGGGUGCCACAGAGCAGCAACCCAGAAGGUGGGACCCCCGCAGGGCACCUAAUGCCAGGGCUUUAGGGGUCCUCUGGUGGGGGCAGAGAAGCCCACCAAAGCCCACUCGGUUGUGACCCCCUGGACAGAGCAGCAUGUGGGUGGCGGGGUGCCCAGGGACUGGUGUUCUUGGCGUGGUGGUGGCCCUGGAGUCCUCACAUGUCCUUAGCCACACGCGGUGGCACAAGGCCUGAAACGGUUCUGAAAACUGAUGGGUGGGCCACACGGCGCUGGAGCUGGGCUAUGGGCGGCACCUUCCUUAGCUGCCUCUGCCCAUGUUUGAGCCUUCCCGUCCCGAAAGUUCUUUGAGAUGAGCCACCGGGACAUCCUCUCGCAAGAUCUGCUGUGAGUGGGCGGCUGGCCCUGGCCUCUGUGCCAGCCACAGCCACGACCGCGGGGAUAGAACCCCACGAGCAGCAGGGCCCUUCAGGUGAGGGCUCUGCCCUGGACACCACAAAGCCAGGGGCCUGGGGCUGGGGGCGGGUGGCUG